Heterocephalus glaber (naked mole-rat) is the source of this 927-nucleotide messenger RNA. RefSeq names its product olfactory receptor 2AJ1-like. Gene Ontology annotation, cellular component: membrane. Gene Ontology annotation, biological process: G protein-coupled receptor signaling pathway. NCBI's taxonomy places the organism in Eukaryota, Metazoa, Chordata, Mammalia, Rodentia, Bathyergidae. Gene Ontology annotation, molecular function: olfactory receptor activity. The record is from RefSeq and is a predicted model, not a curated record.
AUGAGCCCUGAGAAUCAGCUGUCCAGCACUGAUUUCAUUCUUCUGGGACUGUUCUCUUCCUCCCACAGCAGCCUGGUCUUCUUCUCCUCUCUGUUCAUUGUUUUCAUCCUGACUGUCACAGAAAAUGCCUUCCUGAUCCUCUUCAUCCACAGGGACUCCUGGUUACACUCUCCAAUGUACUUCCUCCUCAGCCACCUCUCCUUCAUGGACAUCUUGCAUGUUUCCAACAUCAUCCCCAAAAUGAUAACCAACUUCCUGUCUGGCACCAGAACUAUCUCCUUUGCAGGCUGUGGAUUCCAGAUCUUCCUGUCCCUGGCCCUGCUAGGUGGCAAGUGCCUUCUCCUGGCUGCCAUGUCCUAUGUUUGCUAUGUGGCCAUCUUCCACCCCCUACACUAUUCCGUGCUCAUGAGUGACAGUGUUAAUGUGCUCCUGGCCGUGGGGUCCCUCAACUCCAUAGUCCACACAGCCAAUGUGCUCCACUUUCCCUUCUGUGAACCUAGGGUGGUCAAUCACUAUUUCUGUGAAAUUCCUGCCAUAUUGAAGUUGUCCUGUGUGGACACAUCACACUAUGAACAAGGACUUGAUGUAAGUGGCAUUAUUUUCCUGUUGAUCCCUUUCUCCAUGAUCUCUGUAUCUUAUGUCAAAGUUUUGCACACUGUCUUGCAAACCAAAUAUUCAGAGGCCUGGAAAAAGUCCUUUUCCACCCGUUCUUUCCACAUGGUUGUGGUCAUCAUGUACUAUGGGCCCUAUAUUUUCACAUACAUGAAAGCCAAAUCCUACCACAUUCCAGGCCAGGAUAAGUUCCUGGCCAUAUUCUACACCAUCCUCACGCCCACCCUCAAACCUGUCAUCUACAGCUUCAAGAAUAAAGAUGUUCUGAAGGCCAUGAAAAUUAUGCUCAAAAGUAAUUUUCAUCAUAAAAAUUAG